CGUACUUGGGUCAAAAGAGGAACUGUCCCUCCAAAAGUGGGACACUUGGGAGGCAUGAUCAGUGCUAUACCCUUCACCAGUCACCCCUACUGCUACACCAAAGCUCAGUCUAUUAUUCAAGACCUUGUGGAGGUAUGGGCCUAUCUGUACUGCUGUGCCAUAACAUCAUGAAAGCAUGGGUCACGUCAAGAAUCGCCAACGAUCUGGUUAAAAAGUCACUCGACAAAUUCCCUGCUCCACCUACUUUAUAAUCUUCUUUUGAAGAUUCCUCAAACAUCUCCCAGAGUGUAGGAAGCCUUAACGUGUCUUUGCCAUGAAUUUCUUAUCUUCAGUCCAUCGCUUGUACAUGACGGAACCUUAUUUUCCUGACGGAGAAGAAGUUCGGGAGGAGGACAGACCUUUGACUCUCCAGGGCCACAACCAGAAAAAAUUGAAAGCCAUGUCGGGUGAAGACAGUGGUAAGGACAACCCUACAAAUGAGUGUCCUGUAUGUUACGAGCGUCUACAGAAUCCGAACAUCUCUGAGCGGAGGUUGAGCUGUGGUCAUUCCUUCUGUCAUGAUUGCCUGGUAAAGUAUCUCAUGACGGCCAAGAAAGAGGGUUCCAUAAAGAAGAAUAUCAUAUGUCCACUGUGCCGCUAUGUGACAUUCCUCAGCAAGAGGGGACUUAUUUUGCCGCCAAAUGCUGGAGAACUCAAUCAGAUUCUAGAGGUUCCUCACAGUCCUUCCUGUCUAACCCAUUCCACUGUAGUAGGGAACCCCAACACCUUGGUCAUACCCAUUCCUGAGACAAGCGGGUCACAUAGUCCACAAGACCUUUGCAGGUGCACAUGUUCUGUUGAUACUAGCCCAGAUCUAAUAGGUAAUUCGUGUAGCUCUCAAGUCUUCAUCAUCAGUGAUCAAGGACAACCAAUGGAAUGCAGCGAUGAAGUGGUGACCAGUAACGAAACGCAUCACAUAGAUGCCAGGGCGAACUGUUGCCGCUCUCCAUCUUUAAUAAUGAUAUUGUUAUUGAUAUUUCUUGUGGCUGUCUUGGCAGCAGUUCUUCCAUGGAUAUUGUUGGUCAAAAAAACAUGAAGAGAAGUUUGCCUUCCUUCAAAGGUUUUGGGCCAGGAGAAAACAUCUAAUUUGAGAUGACCAUCACAGCAAGAAGUCUUGUCCUGCCUCAUCCAGAGAUUGCAGGAGAUGCAUGUCAGAGUAUGUUGAAUAAACCUAGACUGGAAUUUGCCAUUUGCAAAGAUGGUGAGUGGAUACAACAAGUCUGUGUUGGGCUAUAAGACGGUUCACUAAACAAUGGCACCUUCUGGGUUCAGUUUUUAGUCAAAAGAAGAUCCUUCUAAGCCUUGAAACAGGUCAACGAUGGCAGGUCUGUUCUAUUAGAUAGCUUACCACUGACCUAUUUUUGUUUGCUUGAGACUGCACGAUUUGCACCAAUAACGAAGGCCUUUCAAAUGUGGAUUAUUUAAACAUGUAUGUAAAAAUAUGGAGAGGGGCUACGGUAUCUCGCAUAUCUAUACAAGUAGAAUUUAAAUUUUUGAAAAUAUUUUCUUCAUAAUGGUAGGUUUGCGUAAAAGACUCUGGGACUCUUGAAACUAUGCUGUAAAAAUGAACCAUUCUUUCAUAAACAUUGCCACACCUGUUCAUAGGAUGUGUGUGCAACUCAGCCCUAUUCAAAAAAUGGAACCCAAGCACAGGUGUGGCCUUUUAAGAUUCAUAAGACCUUAAGGUCAACAGAGAAUCCUGCUUCUUAAGAGUCGUGUAUUGACACCUCAACCUCUUCCAUGGAUGACUAAGAGCGGCCAGUGUACAUGCAUAUUAAUAUAUGUGGCAUUCUAUUUGUCCCCUUCCUAUUUCUCCAUUCUGUACUCCUGGGUGCAUCAUGCAGUAGAAAACUGGCUCUUAGUCCUGAAUAUAGUCCAUAUAUAAAUACCACAUUGUGUGCAAAUGUGGCGAGCUUGUCUGGACUUGAUUUACAAGAUGGGUAUAACUCAGAAAGGGUGGUGCCACCUUUUCUGUGGCCAAAGUGGUGAGUGAUGUGAUUUUAUACUGUCAAGAAGGGAAUCCAGAAAUUAUGGGGUAAUUACAGAGUUGUGUCAGCUUUAAUAUGUGGUCACUGAACCUGGUUUGGAACCUUAUAAAGAUCGAGGUAUCUGCCGGUACCGAAGCCGACUUUGGAUUCCUGUUUUAAAAUGUUUUUAAAGUUGUACAAUUGAGGCCUGAAGUUAUUCACCAAAGUCUCGCACGACUUCGGACUUAACGAAGUUUGUCUUGCCAAAGCCAAUACAUUUUAAUGCUGUACAGAGGCAGGUCUCCGUACACCAUUAAAACAACCUUUUUGAACAAAUUGGCUUUGGAUCUUGGAUCUGAAGCUUGAUUCGCUCAACAGUACUGGUAAUAUUUGCAUAUAGCUGUACAGUGGGCCCCCAGAAUGAAUUUUACUGCUGGGCCCUAGGCACCCCUGUCUGAUUAUGAUCUAUGUUAUGGCUCUGGGAGAGCACGGAGUAAAAAAUGAAAAUGCAAAAACAGAAAAACGCCAUGUCCUCGAACCGUUAAAGGAUAUUUUUACUGAUGAUCUGUGCUCAGGAUAGGUCAUCAGUAUCUGAUCAGUGGGGGUCCCCCACCGAUCAGCUGUUUGAGGAGGCACCACUGCCUACAGCAGCACUGCAGCCUUCUUGCAGCUUAAUCAGGGGUGGCCAACCUUACAGACGCAUAGAGCCAAAAAAACAAUGACUACCAGGAGCCACAAGCUAUACAUUUACACACGAGUCACCGUAUUUUUCGCCCUACAA
Molecule: messenger RNA, 2787 nt
Organism: Bufo gargarizans (Asiatic toad)
Lineage: Eukaryota; Metazoa; Chordata; Amphibia; Anura; Bufonidae
Gene: RNF222
Product: ring finger protein 222
Exons: 3
Coding region: 314-1075 (253 amino acids)
Source: RefSeq, a predicted model, not a curated record